CCGCGAGGGCAACGCGAAGGGGGAGCGGGGCCGGGAGCCGUGUCGCGCCGGCUGAAGCGCCGCACCGGGGCGGGGAGCUGCGGCGGAACCCGUGCUGAGGCGGGCGGGGACGGGGGGGCGCCUUUGCGUGUGGCAGAACGCGGAAGCGGGUCGGCGCGGAGUGGCCGCGGCGCCCAGCUGAGUCUCCGGGGCCGGAGCUGGGGCGUCCGCGGCGCCGCCGCCAUCAUCAUGUCGUCCGACUUCGAGAGCUACGAGCAGGACUUCGCGGUGCUGACGGCUGAGGUGACGGGCCGGAUCGGGAAGGUGCCGAAGCUGGUAGGAGAUGAGAAGAAGCAGAUGGUUGCAAAUGUUGAGAAACAGCUAGAAGAAGCAAGGGAACUGCUUGAGCAGAUGGAGCUUGAAGUUCGAGAGAUACCACCUCAAAGCCGGGGAAUGUACAGCAGUCGUAUGAGAAGCUACAAACAAGAAAUGGGAAAACUUGAAGCUGAUUUUAAAAGGUCACGGAUCGCCUACAGUGAUGAGGUGCGGAAUGAGCUCCUAGGGGAUGACGGGAAUUCCUCAGAGAACCAGUUGAUAAAAUUACGUGAAGAGAGGGCACAUCUGCUCGAUAACACAGAGAGGCUGGAAAGGUCAUCUCGGAGACUAGAGGCUGGAUACCAAAUAGCAGUGGAAACCGAACAGAUUGGACAGGAGAUGCUGGAAAACCUCAGCCAUGACAGAGAGAAGAUCCAGCGUGCUCGGGAAAGGCUUAGAGAAACAGAUGCAAACCUGGGGAAGAGCUCCAGGAUCUUGACAGGAAUGUUGCGAAGGUAAGGCCAAGGAUCAUCCAAAACAGGAUCUUGAUCGUUGUCCUGGCAGUCAUCAUCAUCUUCACUAUCCUGAUGGCUAUUUAUUUUUCUGUCAGGGGACACUGAUAUCUUUGUUCUUCACUAAACAGCAACAAACCGCUUGUUCUGAGUAAUUAAGACAAAGUGGUCACAUGCAUCAUUCUCUUGCACUGACAGAGUCUCCCUCUCUUUUCCACUGUUCAACUCAGGUGCAAGUGGUGUAAAUUAUUUUGUAUUAUUGAUGGCAUAGUUGGCAUGUGGAGUUGAUUAUUUUUCUUACACUUUUUGUCUUUUAUCUCGGUGUUUUUGGAAUCUUAAUGUGUGUUUGGGGAAGGGCUUGUUCCCGUAUAAAAAGACAUAACUUAGCAGAGCUGAUGUGUCUGGAGCUCUACCCCAGACGAUUAGUAUGUAAGGUGCAAGAGUUUAGAGAAAGAAGAGGGGUUCUUUGCACUUUUCUUGUGCUAUGCAGGGUGGAUGAAUAUCAAGCAGUAGCUGACCUUCUGUGAUAGAGAAUAUAGGUAAAGCAGAGACCAAAUGAUGUAGAAAGUGAACCUGUCUCCUGUGACUAACUUCUAAUCAUGAAUCAUCGUAAUAGAUGUAACCUGGCUAAGAGCAGUAGUUAGUUUUAAAAAGAGAGGAAUCUUAAGAUGAUGUUUCCUAUCUGGUGUGAAUCCAGCGCUCUAUUUAACACUUUUUAUUUCAUUAAGUUUUCUUUUCUGCUCAUUCAAAACAAUUCCACUUUCCUCAAGAUCAUGAUAAUGAUACCUGCAUCACUUGCCCAAAAUAUAAUUGUGACCACAGCCCAUCUGUUGAUUCUGUUUCAAAUCUUCCAGUGUUGAUAUAUGUACUGAUAAAUGUAAACAGUAGGCCUUUAUUAAAGAUGUAUAAAGAUACUUAUCCAUUCAUUGCUGAUUGAAAAGAGAUCCUAAGUCACAGUUCAGUGAUGAAUACGUAUGAUUACAGUGCAUUAAGGAAAAAUUUAGAUUUUGACUAUUGGCCUGAAUAUGUCGAGAUCAUAUGUUGAAAAUAUUUUUAAUGAAUUAUAUUCAAAUGCGACAUUAACCUUUUUAAAGAGAGACUGUAAAAAUGUUAAUUUAUGCACACUUUUAACUGAUAUAAUGUAUCGAAUUUUCAUCUGCUAGAAUACUUGUGUGUAAAUGAGAUGUGUUUCUCUUUUCCUAUUGGCUGUGCCUCUCCUGUAGACAUGUCUAGGUCAUUUAGCUUAUAAUUAAGCUUAUAACUCCAGCAAAGGUCAUUUUCUGGUGAUCUGGUGAACUAAUUCCCAUGAUAACUUUUCAAUUCAUUAUGUAAUCCCUUACAAAUAUUACAAAUUGAGAGGGAUUUUAUGCCCUUCUCUGAAAUUGAGAGGGAUUUUAUGCCCUUCAACUGAAAUGUAAGCCAUAAAACCUUUUACGGAAGAUGUUCAAAGAAACAAAAAGCAGGUGGCUUCCAAACUCCUCCAAAAAUAGGUAGAAACUGAGUACCUACUUCUCCUGCAUGCCUUAGAGCUUCGGGGGUUUCAGCAUCCCUGCAGCCUCUGCUGGCUUGCUGGGCUAGCUCUGCAUACAGAGCUGGGAGUUGGCUUUGGCCCUAACUAUGCCCCUUGUCUUCUCUGCAUGGAAACAAAUAACCUGACUGAAAGGGUGUUGAUGCCACGGAAAAGACUUCUGAACAUGGCAAUAAAUUUAGGAUGAAAGGAUCUCUAAAGACAAGUGAUACUCAUUGAAACAAGCAGAGGCAAAUGUGGCCAGCUAUGGUGUUUGAGUUUCAUGCAACUCGUGGCUAGUUCAAAAGGGGUUUCUGUGCCAGGACCUUCUCAUGUCAAUGGCUGUAGGGCUGUGCAGGUGCAGAAGUUCCUGGGUAAUCCAAACCCAUGGUCCGGGGAGGUGCUGCUUUGUGCAUCGUUGCUGGGUCACGUUCAGAGGGCAGCUGCUCACCCCAGACAGCCCUGCAUGACCACGGGGAGCGGGACUGACCUCGCCACCUGCAAGUCUCUCCUCUGGCACCCUCUCCUUCCAUUUUUGCAAGGUAUGGGGUGUGUGUUGUGUGGCUCUGCAACACAGAACGCUUUGAGUGUUCAGCGUAUAGCGUGGAGGCUGGCUGACCUUUGGUUACAACAUGCAUUCAAAUGAAGCACUUAGAGUUGUGUAAACAGAACUGGCCAUUAGCUUCAAGUGAUGGCACAGGGCUGAGUUCAGGCAAAUUAGGAAGAAGCCUGCCAGUAUUAGAAGGUAUUUAUCCUGAGCAAAUUAGGAGAUGCAUAUUUUGUAAAGCAGAAAACUGACAAGAAACAAUUCUUAAGCUCCGGCUGUUGCCUAGACAUUCUCAGUGUUGCCUCAAUAAUUUAACUAUCAUGGGGAUUGAUUCAUGACUACUGAUCUUAACAGUGACCUCUGACUAGGUUUUGCCCUCUAUCUAGCCACCUGCUGGAAUCAGCAAAAAGCUGAAAGGAAGCUAGUUUUCCUUAUCCCAGUAUAAAUCUAGGGCAUAGUGUCACAUCAGAUACAUCCACUCCGAUGGGAAUGAGGGAGAGAGAGAGAGACUGCCACGCAAAGCCUUCAUCUUCACUUCUGAUGAGCCUGCCAUUGCCAUGUUUCUCAUGCUAACCUGCUAAUAACUUCUCCCUGCCUGCUUUGCAUGCUCAUGUACUCCCCACAUGUAAAAUCAUGCUCGAGUGUGAGUUACGGUCUUCGAAAUGUGAUGUUGCUGCUCUCUGUCCCUUUUUCCCUGGCUCGUGAAGUGUACGGGCAAGCCACGUCCAGUACACACAUUUCUGUGGGAAUUGAGCGACUUGGUUUUGAAGCGGAGUCUGAGCGAGGCAGCUCAACAGUGGGCUGCUGCUGUUGUACACGAGAAGCAAAAUACCCACAGGUAGGGCAGCACCCCCAGCGUUCAGCCAUCCCCUGGACUGGGUUAGUCUGUGUGUGUCUGUGAAUGAAUCCAAGUACUUGCAAAUGGAAACCUCAAAGAGUGAAAUGUUUCUAAUGUUGCCAGCCUUUGUUGAAAAAUGACAAAUUAAAAAAUGCACGCGUAGCACUGUGUGCAAAAUUCAUCCUUGCUAAACGGCUCCACUUACAGAAUAAAUAAACUAAUUCUAUGCUGAUACAAUAUCAAAAGCAUUUUAAUUAAAGACUCUUAAGUUUUAAAGGGUUUUAAAUGCUAUACGUUUUGGGGAAAUAUCAGAAAAUGUAGCUUGACUGACGUCAGUUCCCAUCUCUGGGAUGGGAGGCCAUUUGCUAUUCUGUUUAAGGCAGGCUGGAUUGUCUUAUUUUGGAGCCAGCUUGGUGGGGGGUUUUCUUUGCUGCUGCUUCAGAGCUCUGAGCUUCAAAGGCUGAAAUUAAUGGUGAACAAAAUUGUGCGGCUCUGACCAUCCCAUGCGGGGCAAACCCAUCGAGGGUUAUCAUUAAGUAAAGAAAUAAAGAAAAAAAAAAACCUGCCAGUUCCAAAAAAACCUCAUCAGAUAAUGACCUCUGUGAUUGGGUUUUCAUUACCAAACAGCAUCCAGAGAUUGUCUGCCCCAUAAAAAAAAAAGAAAGAAAGAAAGAAAGAAAAGAAAAAGAAAGAAAAAGCAACUGUGUCUCUCUCUCUUUCUCUCUCUCGCUCUCUCUCUCUCUUUUUUUUUUUUUUUUUUUUUGCACAUCUUUUCUUUAAACCUGUCAGAUCAUUUCAGUAUUUCAAAUCCGAGGAAAACAGCCUGCCUGCUGCUGUAUUUGAAGUUGUAAUGGUGUCAAAAAGUCACGACUGACUGACAGCCGUCAGUCCCAGAGGAGCUCAUUAAAUCAUAAAAACUUGACAAGGAAAUAAUUGAGCAUCACUGGCAACUUGGCGCCUGUUUAGACGUUUUUAUUUUCUUUCAUUAUUAGUCCCCACCAUUACGUUCAUUAACAAAUUGCAUUAAACAACUGUUAAGGGCUAA
Molecule: messenger RNA, 4743 nt
Organism: Dromaius novaehollandiae (emu)
Lineage: Eukaryota; Metazoa; Chordata; Aves; Casuariiformes; Dromaiidae
Gene: VTI1A
Product: vesicle transport through interaction with t-SNAREs 1A
Exons: 9
Coding region: 229-813 (194 amino acids)
Biological process (GO): Golgi to vacuole transport; macroautophagy; intracellular protein transport
Cellular component (GO): late endosome membrane; SNARE complex; ER to Golgi transport vesicle membrane
Molecular function (GO): SNARE binding; SNAP receptor activity
Source: RefSeq, a predicted model, not a curated record